Odobenus rosmarus divergens (Pacific walrus) is the source of this 1250-nucleotide messenger RNA. It is a transcript of the gene TRIB3, whose product is annotated as tribbles homolog 3 (Drosophila). Gene Ontology annotation, biological process: regulation of MAP kinase activity; protein phosphorylation; positive regulation of proteasomal ubiquitin-dependent protein catabolic process. NCBI's taxonomy places the organism in Eukaryota, Metazoa, Chordata, Mammalia, Carnivora, Odobenidae. The coding region runs from base 174 to 1250 and encodes 358 amino acids. Gene Ontology annotation, cellular component: nucleus. The transcript has 3 exons. The record is from RefSeq and is a predicted model, not a curated record. Gene Ontology annotation, molecular function: mitogen-activated protein kinase kinase binding; protein kinase activity; ATP binding.
AAUAUAUUGGUGAGCAUUUUAAUGGGAGGAUAAAUUUCCAGAAGUGGGACACCUGGUCAAGGGUAAGUGCAUUUGUCAGUUUAAUGCACACUGCCAAGUCACCCUCCAUAACAGCUAGGGGAGGGGGGGCUGCCAAGCAGCCUCCCUUCAGUGCUUUCUCCCCUUCUUUGUAGAUGCGAGCCACCCUUCUGGCUGCUCCUAUGGGUGCCCCAUCCAGGAGGAAGCGGUUGGAGUUGGACGGUGACCUAGACACCGAAUGUCCCACCCGGAAACAAGCUCGAAGGGGGCCCCAGCCUCAGCUGCCCCCCUGCCCGCUGCCCCUGACCCCACCCCCUGCUCCAGCCCGGGCCCUCGCUGUGACCACUCCCGCCCGGCUUGGGCCCUAUGUCCUCCUGGAGCCUGAGGAAGGUGGCCGAGCCUACCGUGCCCUGCACUGCCCCACAGGCACGGAGUACACCUGCAAGGUGUACCCGGCCCGCGAGGCCCUGGCGGCGCUGGAGCCCUACUCGCGGCUGCCCCCGGAAGGACACGUGGCACGGCCCGCCGACGUCGUGGCAGGCCCCCGCCACCUGUACGCCUUUUUCCCGCGGCCCCACGGGGACAUGCACAGCCUGGUGCGCCGCCGCCGCCGCCUCCCCGAGCCCGAAGCCGCCGCACUCUUCCGCCAGAUGGCCGCCGCCCUGGCGCACUGUCACCAGCACGGGCUGGUCCUGCGCGAUCUCAAGCUGCGGCGCUUUGUCUUCACCGACCGCGAGAGGACAAAGCUGGUGCUGGAGAACCUGGAGGACGCCUGUGUGCUGAGCGGGCCAGACGACUCCCUGUGGGACAAACACGCGUGCCCGGCCUAUGUGGGACCGGAGAUCCUCAGCUCCAGGGCAUCCUACUCGGGCAAGGCAGCCGACGUGUGGAGCCUGGGCGUGGCGCUCUUCACCAUGCUGGCUGGCCACUACCCCUUCCAAGACUCAGAGCCUGCCCUGCUCUUUGGCAAGAUCCGCCGCGGUGCCUUUGCCCUGCCUGAGGGCCUCUCGGCUCCUGCCCGCUGCCUGGUCCGCUGCCUCCUUCGACGGGAGCCAGCUGAGCGGCUCACAGCCACGGGCACCCUGCUGCACCCCUGGCUGCGGGACAACCCGCUCCCCUCAGCUCCAUCCCGAUGCCACCUCUGGGCGGCUGACCAGGUGGUCCCCGAAGGGCCGGGGUUGGAGGAAGCUGAGGAAGAGGAGGGGGAAGCAGAAGCGAGUCUAUAUGGCUAG